AGCAUUUCCAUGGUACCCAAGCGCCACCCCGGACUCCAUCUCCCGACAUGCAAGCGGCAGGCCUGAUGCCAGCAGCGGCGGGCCAAUGAGGCGCGAGCGGGGCGGGGGCCAAACCGGAGUCGCCGCGUCUGCUGCCUUUCUCUGCUGCGCCUCUGCUGCGAAGAGCCAGAAGCCUCGCUGCCGGAGCUGAGCGAUGGAGCGUCGUCUCAGCGCUGCCCGCGCCGCCUGGUUCUGAGCUCCAGGCCCUGCCCAGACCCUCGCCCGCCCCAGCCCGUUUCCCUGGUGUAAAUCCCCAUCAAUGAGGUUCUUCCGUCUCACCUUCAAGUGCUUUGUGGAUUGCUUCUGAGACCGCGCCGAGAUCCCCUCCCAAGACCCGGAGCCAGCUUUCCCGACACCCGACACCCGUCUCAGCCUCCUGCCCGCUAGCCCAGUGUGCCAAUGGCUCCAGUGCCCACCGAGACCUGCUCAGGUAAGCGCCGGCUUGGCAUCGGAAGUAGGGCCGGGUUGCAUUCCGGGGUGUGGGGUUUCAGGGAGUCCUCGUUUUCUCCUACCCUGCUUCCCGCUGUGGAUGGGCUCAGGUAAGUAGCAGCCCGGCUGCGUGCCACCUGCGAAGCAUCACUGGCGACCCAUCAGUGGCGACCCAGGUGAACAGAGCAGUGCCCCAUCUCGACUCCGGACUGAGACUUAGUACAAUAGACUCUGCUUUCAAAUGCUGCCGUCACCGAGCCUCCUGAGAUGGAUGGGUUCAAGCAGCUGGGCUGUAUCCGCCUUUUGCCCCGCCGGCAUCUCUCCCCGCCUUGUGCCAGAAGUACGUCCUGUCUCUGCCAAGGUGUUCCUGCUCAUUGCCUCUCUCCUCUCUCUGCCAGGAUGCCCUGUGCUUUGCGGCUUUCCGUGCUGUGCCCGGGGCACACACUUUAUGUACUUUAUGGCUCUCUCCCUUUCUCCAUUAUUUCCCCCUCUCCUUUGGAAGGCAGGAGUGGCGGCAGGAGGUUUAAUCAGAGUUAGGGAUUCUUUUGAAUACAGAACCGGGAGGGUGAGUAUUCCAGGGGAACUCAUGUGGAGUCAAUGGGCUAUGGACUCAGGGCGUGUAGUCUAAAGCAGCAGCAGCCUCCAGCUUUUUCAGACCCCUUUAACCGAAACGUGCGUUUGGAGACCGAUUUCUUAUUGUUAAAUUUAUCUUUAUACCACAUAUUUCUGUGGUGGUGGAUCUGCUGUCCUGUGACCCACCUUUAAUCACCAGUGCACUACAGUUGCUGUUUGGCACUGAAUGCCCACAUGUCCGAAGCAGGUAUCCUGCUUGCGGGUUCCCCAUAAGGGGAGUCUGGUUGGCCCCUGGGAAAACAGGGUGCUGGACUAGAUGGGCCACUGGCCCUGAUCCAGCAGGAUUCUUCUUAGGUUCGUGUAGGCUGGUUCUCCAAGACGAGGGCAGCUGGCAAAAAGAAGAACUUGGAGGUUUCUCUGCAUCAGCCCCUUAUAAGGCAAAAACUCAGCUGGAGCAGAAGGUGUGUGUGUACAUUUGUGUGAGAGAAAACAAGAUUGUUUUGUGUGCAACCAUCAACCUCCAAUCACCUCCUCCCUGCCCUCAUUCCUUUUUAUUGAGAAAGCAUGUGCUCUUUGUAGCAUUGCCCAAGAGAAUGCCCGUGAGUGGUGCCAACUAAGUGGCUGAUCUGUACCCAGGCGAGGGAGGGGGGGUAGGCAAAGGGUGUCCGGCAGCCUCAGCCCCACAAGUGGGGAGGAUUAGCUCCGUCACAUGCCAGGGCCUUGGAUGCACGUUGGCUGUGGGGGGAGGGAAGCCAGACAACGAGGAAAAGGGGCUUUGUGUCUGGGCUGUUGUUUGCUGCUUUGCUCUGCUCACCAACUCUUGUCUCUUCCGGGGGCUUUUUGUUGUUGUUGCUGUUGAAAACGGGUCAUCCGCACCCUCCACCCUGGUUUUGCAGAGGCUGCUCAACACAAAAGGAGAUUUUCUGGGCUUUCCCCAGGGCAAGGUUGUUUUCUUUGAGGAAUUUGGGUUGCCCGUUGAGCAGGGCUGGCGACAGCGAGAGUUACGACGGUGCUGGAAAACACCCUUUCCAGUGCAGACCCCCACGUUUCUCCUAUGAGCUUUGUCUCUGGCAUGGCACUUCUUUGCUGGCUAGAAGGAAGGGGAGAGGAGCCGGCUAACUCUCUCUUCGGCUGCGUACACACCACACAUUCAAAGCGCAGUCCCCCAAAAUCCUGGGAACUGCAGUGGGCCCUGGGAAUUAUAUGCCCAAGAGGUAAACUGCGGUUCCCACAAUUAUUUGGGGUGAAAUAGUAUGCUUUAAAUGUGCUUUGCGUGUAUGGAGCGUACGCAGCCUUUAUUUCAGUGGCUUCAGAAAGAAAGAAGGAAGGGAAAAGGGAUCCCACCCAUCCCACAGCUCAUUGAGGGUGGGGGAAAUGGAAACCACCAUGUGCAACAGCCCAGUAUGCACUUCAGUGUGUGUCUGUGCAUGUGUGCAAACCCAUUGUGAGCGUGAUUCCUGAUGUGCGGGUUCCUGUGACUCCCUCUGCAUGUGUGUGAAUGUGUGGAUUCAGCAUCGCUGCCUAGUGGGUGACUCACCACCCUGCAUUGUGACGUCGAAACUAGGACUCCAGAAUGAAAGAGGGUGGGUUUUGGUGUGUGUUUCCUCCCCCCCCCUUUUAAAGGGUUUUGCUCAUUAUAUAAAAGGUAGGCCUGGAAAAUUCCUGCCUUCGUUAAGCCGCCCAAGUGUUUCUGAAGUACUUGGCGCUCGAAGAAGCGAGAAAGCAGAGAUGGGCCUCAAAGAGCAGGCAGUGAUGCCAAGCUAGCUCCUUGGCACAGGCUGAGGCAUUGAUUUUCGACCUGGGAAACGAGUGCCACUCCUGCCCUGGCCAGGCCAGGGAAGCAAGAGGCUCCAGAGCAAAGCCAUAGCAUUAGGGGGAGUCAUUUUACCCACUGCUGGAACCCGCAGGAGAAGGUGGGAGCUCUUGUGCUCUGGUCCUGCUUGCAGGUUUCCCACAGGUUUCUGGUUGGCCACUAUGACAACUAUUAACACUGAUUAGAAUGCUUACAUCACCUGUAACUCUAUAUGAAAAGGAUUAGGGCAAGGGGCAGGGUGGUGCGCUGCCCAAGUGAUGCUGCAGCACCCAGAUGUUCUAAAGCAGCAGCUAGAGGCACCAAAAUGUCACAAGCUAUAGACUCAGAUGAGACCUCAGAGACUGCCUAGUUCAGCUCUCUCUGCUCCACGCGGGACCUGCAAUACCUGGAUGCGGCCACUGCGUCCCUAACAGGUGGGUGUCCAGCCUCUGCUUCAUUGCCUCCAUCGGAGGAGAGCCCACCCACCUCCCAAGGUGGACUGUUCCAUUGUUGAACAGCUUUCGCCAGUUCGUUGCUCCUAACUCUUUUAGCUGAAUUCUGCUUCCUGGCAAUUAACACUGGUUGGUUCUGGUCCUGCCCUCUGGAGCGACAGAGAGCAAAUUCCUCCCAACUUCUGUGGGGCAGCCUUUUAGAUAUUCGAAGAUGGCCAUCAUGUCUUGUGGAGUCUUCUCUUCUCCAGGUUAUAAACUUACCCAACUUUUUUCAGCCGUUCUUCUUUGUUUCCAGGACCCCUUGUGUUUUUCUUGGUCACCCUUUCCACUGAUCAAUGUCUGUCUUACAAUGUGGCAACCAGAACUGUAUUUUAGGCACAGUCGGACCAGUGCAAACUAAGAGUAGAACUAUUGCUCCUUGUGAUCUGUUAAUGCAACCUAUGAAUGCAUUCGCUUUUUACGCCGUUGUGUCUCACCGCCGGCUCAUGCUUAGCUCACAAUAAUCUAAGAUGCUUACCCUAUUUUUUUGCUCUAUAAGACUCACUUUUUCCCUCCUAAAAUGUAAGGGGAAAUGUGUGCGUGCGUCUUAUGGAGCGAAUGCAGGCUGCGCAGCUAUCCCAGAAGCCAGAACAGCAAGAGGGAUCACUGAUUUCGCUGCGCAGAGAUCCCUCUUGCUGUUCUGGCUUCUGGGAUUUGGAAUAUUUUUUUUCUUGUUUUCCUCCUCCAAAAACUAGGUGCGUCUUGUGGUCUGGUGCAUCUUAUAGAGCGAAAAAUACGGUAAAUCCUUUCCAGCUGCUUUGAUACAAAGCUAGGUCUCUCUUCUCAAACCCACCAACCUCACCCAGCCCCAGUCCUGUAUUUUUGCUUAUUGAUUCUUAGUACCUAUUUCUAUUGAAUUUCUAUUGCAUUUCAUCUUGUUGGAUUUGGCCCGGCGUUCCAGCCUGUUGAGGUCUUUUUAAGACUUGGUUCUGACUUUUGUGGCAUUAGCGUCUCCUCCGCGCUUUGUGCCAUACCGAUUUGAUAAGCUACUCUUUCGCCCAAGCCGUUUAUAAAGAUGUUUAGCAGCACAGGACCUUAAGACAGAGAGCUGUGUGGCACUCCAGACCUUGCUCCAGGCUGAUGGCAGUGUUAUCCAUGUGCAACUCGCUGGGUACAGCUGAAGGUUGCUAAGGUAUAACUAACCCAUAGUAAGUGAUCUUGCAAAUGACACUCAGGAAAGGGUGAGCUUCCGUGGAUCAUUAGGUUUCCUCCCUGAAUAUCUCUCCCAGGGUAAAAGCAAGCGCUGCUGUCCAUUUGUAUAAUGAAUAAAAACUAGGCAAUUUACAGCCUGUGAAGGAAAGAACUACUAAACAAGGACAAGCCACAAAAAUGUCACUUUAUUUGAUACUAAAAUUUGACCGAUGCUCAUGUCUUUUUGUUUCUUUGUCAUGCGUUACGUACUGUUUUACUGGUAUUUAUAUGCCAAAAAUGAAACAAUACAUUUCUGGAAAAGAAAAAGUGGAGGAGUACAUUCUUUCAGAUGGCUCCUGAACCUUCCAGGUUCUGUUUCUUGCUGAAAUUUUAAGUUUCGAGUCCUGCUGGUGGCAGAGAUAAAUGUGAAAGUUGGGUGGCAAAAAGUAGGCGACCGGAAUUAAGGAGACACGCUCAAAAGGAGGAAGCUCAGGUUAAUUUUCCUUUUCAGCCAUCGAUUGAGAUUGUUCAAAAGCUGGCUUGAUCCCCCACACCUAUUGAUUGAUUUGACUAAUUCUUUGUUCUUUGCCUCGACAGAGGGCAGUGGGUGCUCAGAGCUGGCUGAGGCAGAGGGUGCUGAGGCAACUGGUGGCACAGCAGAGUCCAGCCAUGAAGGGAGAGCCAUCACUGACCCUCUGGUGGUACCCGUGGGCCCCGGGAAGCUGCCCGUUCCUGAGCGGGAGACCUGGACCCGGCAGAUGGAUUUCAUCAUGUCCUGUGUUGGCUUUGCUGUGGGGCUGGGCAACGUCUGGCGCUUCCCAUACCUCUGCUACAAGAAUGGAGGAGGUGAGGAGGUGGCCAUGGGGGAUGGGGGGGUGGACCAGGUUUGGUGGGUGAGAGCGGGUGUCUAAACUGAGCGCGAGAAGACUCCUCUCUGAAAAUGGACACUCUUUUUUGGAGGAAGUAAAGAAUUUGAACUUGGAGCUGAUCUGGGAAGAGGUAGCUUCUAUUGACUUGCAAGGAGCAAAACCAUCCUGGUGCCCUAUAGUACCCAACCCAUUUUUUGUUGUUCCUAUGGCCAUAACAUCAUCUUCCCUGUUCUGUGUCCUGUCGCAUUUUAUGGGUAGCUUCUUCUGUUCACUUCUGGUUAGCCUGGGUCAAUGCAGAUGAGAAUUUUUUUUCAUCCCUAAGUGGUAGAAGACAACCGCAAGUAUACAAAUACAUGUAGCAAGUGGUGUAUGGGAUUUUUAUUUUUUAUUAAUUAUUAAUUUUUUUAGUAUUCUCCACACAACACACACACACACACACACACACACAAACAACAAAAAAUAACAAUAUACAAAACACAAAAACAAGCAUACAAAAAACCACAAAUCCAAAUCUUACAAAUUAAUAAUAUAAACACUAAAAAGAAAAACAAACGUUGACUUCCAUCAAUCCCACAGCACCUCCUUUACCUCUCAUUGUGUCUUCCUGUUUUCUUUAUCAUCUCUAUCCUAGCAUCUAGAUAUAAAUCCCUCUUUCUUAUUCUUUCACUUCACAAGGUUAUUCCAGACACAGCCAGAUUUCUGUCCUCGAACCUUGGCUUUUAAGGUAUUCAUUUAGGCACUCCCAUUCCUUUUUCACUUCACCAUGUGCAUUUUUACCAUGUGCUUGAACUUGACACAGAAGCAGCAUAGAAUCAUAGAACUGUAGAGUUGGAAGGGACCCCAAGGGUCAUCUAGUCCAACCCCCUGCAAUGCAGGAAUCUCAGCUAAAGCAUCCAUGACAAAAGACCAUCCAACCUCUGCAUAGUAAGGAGGGCCCACAACUUCCCGAGGGAGACGGCGAGGAGCAUGACAACAUUCUCUCUUCUGCCUGUGAAUAUGCUCACAGCCUAACUAGUUCCAUGCACCGUUAGCAGUGUGCUAAGCUACCACUUGGUAAAUAAUCAUGGGGCUAUAUCCAGCCAAGUUCUGUUCAGAGCAGACCUGUUGAAAUUAAUGAACCGAAGUUAGUCACAUCUAUUAACUUCAGUGGAUCUACUCUGAGUAGGACGAGCAUCGGCUGCAGCCCCACCUGCCCAGUCAACUUUUGCAGCUGCAAAAUUUUGCACCAUCCCUGAAAUGUGCCUAAUCCCUGACCGUGCAUUAUUUCUAAUUGGAACCUGGUUAAGUAAGUAAGGCUGGAGACAAACAGUCGUUUUUAAGAGGUAAGAAAGUGACUCAGUUGACUUUGUCCCACUGUCAGAUCUGGAAACUUUUUUUUUUUAACCCCACUCUACAGAAUCCUUUUAUCAGAGAAGAAAAAAGUGAGACACAUGCAUAUACUUUUUGAGCAAAACUCUUUCUUUCAAAUUGCUUCUAACUCUCCAAGGACUGCCAGGCUCUGGCCCAGAGAUGGGAAACCACUGCCUCCCCAGUUGUUACAGGACUCAAGCAGCCCUGACCAGCAUGGCCAGUAGUCAAAGCUGAUGGGAGCAGUAGUGGUUCCUCUAGCCUGACAUCCCUCUUUUUCCUGAGAACCUUAUUUUCAUUCCAUGUGGAAAUGGAAAACUGGGAUAACUCUGCACAUGCUCAGAGGCAUCGUUCUGUAUUGUUGCUCUGCUUCUCUUAGACCCAGUGCUGAAAUCAGAUUCCUUAGCUGAGCCUUCUGAUUCAGUCCUGGAUUCUGAAUUGUGGUGCUCCUGCUCCUUUCUGCUCUUAUUCCUCCAUGUGGGACCUUAAUGGCUUUCCUUCCACCCUGUACUCAUCUCUCGCGGCCACUGGGAAAAGCAUAACCCACAUACCCAGCUGAGGAAGUGUGUGUGCAGCGUCACAUGAUGUUCCAGAGGGUGGGAAGGAGGGGAGAGCGAAGGAGCUGCUGUGGACACUCAUUGGCUCACUGACUUCUCAAACCUUAGCCGGGUGGGAAGAUUAGUCUCGGUUCAAUGAGACCAGAUGAGCGAAUCUGAUUUUGCAAGCGGAUUCUGUGCUGCCGAGCUGAACAGUCUGGGAUGCUUUUCUUUCAAAGGGUUUUGUAACACAAGAAGGGGGGGGAACACGCUCCAUCUCCACCAGUGUCUGAAAGUAUAGCAGGCAUCCCUACCCACAGAUGCAAAACUGCUAUGGAAAUCAUCAGAUGAAUCAUUCUGUGCCCCCGCUGAUUUAUUCGAUCCAUGUAGUGAGCAACGCAAUUCAAACUGGGUUUAUGUAUAACCUGCAUCGAAAAUAGCCAAUGGGGGAAAUAACAUAGAGGAGAUAAAAUCGAGGCCAUGUGACUACAGAACUAGCAGAGUGAAACAAACCACCUUUAAAGGCCACUGGGUCCGUGGAUGUUAGCCAUGGAGAAUUCACUUGAAAACGGAGCAGUAUGAAUACUGGGUCCCAGGCCUUGUCCACUGGUUUGUGUCCAUAGGAUUCAGUUUCUAGGACACAGAAGCAGAUGCUCAAGAAAGGAUUGCGUGCAGUGGAUGCCAGGGAAUGCCUUCAGUGCUAGAAGGUAAAAGUAAAGGGACCCCUGACUAUUAGGUCCAGUCGUGGCCGACUCUGGGGUUGCGGUGCUCAUCUUGCUUUAUUGGCCGAGGGAGCCGGCAUUCAGCUUCCGGGUCAUGUGGCCAGCAUGACUAAGCUGCUUCUGGCGAACCAGAGCAGCACAUGGAAACGCCGUUUACCUUCCCUUGCACUUUGAUGUGCUUUCGAACUGCUAGGUUGGCAGGAGCAGGGACCGAGCAACGGGAGCUCACCCCGUCAUGGGGAUUUGAACUGCCGACCUUCUGAUCGGCAAGUCCUAGGCUCUGUGGUUUAACCCACAGCGCCACCCACGUCUCUUUCAGUGCUAGAAGCUCACAUGCACUCCUCCUGUCAACCUGUUUGUUGAGCAUUCAUCCUGGUUUUGCUUGCGGACAGCUUACCUGGAGGUGGUUAGAUGAUGUCUUGUCCUUACUGAGACUUUGUUCUGGCGGGUUGAUUGAUUUGAAGUAUUUGUAACACGCUCUUCAUUGAAUAUUUUCAAUCCCAGGGCAGGGAAGAAGCAAAAAACAACAAGUAAAGUUAUACAGUGGGGAAAUAACAAUAUACAAAAAUUACAUACAUAUUUUUAAGAAUUCUUGACAUUGUUUUUAGAAUGGGUAAAGCAGGUUUUACUGUUUUUAGAGUUUCUUUGUUUUCAGAACCUGAGUUUGUGUGUCUUGUAUGCUGCUUUUGAUGGCUUCGUGCUAUGAAACUGAGCCUCACCUAGCUUGAGGACAGGGAAUCUGCUUUGCCGGCAGAAGGUCUCAGAUUCAAUCUUUUGUGUAUCCUUGUAGGACAUUUUCCUUUUGUCUGGAAUGCUGGAGAACUGCUGCAAAUUAGUGUUGACAGUGCUAGGCUAGAGAGGUUAGAUAGAUGCUCCUAAAUGUACAAGAACCCAUUGCAGGAGCUAGGGAUCAACAUCCCCACCCCACCCUGUAUAGCAGGUUGGUGAACAACAAGGAAGAGAAAGCCAUGAUUCCUGCACUACAGGGGUUGGACUAGAUGACCCUUGGGGUCCCUCCCAACCCUGUAAUUCUAUGAAAAUGGGGAAAACUCUCAGGAUCUGACUCCUUUGGGUCCACAUUUCUCCUAGCAUCCGUAUGAAACUGCUGAGCCAGACCAGCUACUUUUUAUUUAAUUUAUUCAUUUAAUUGGGUUGUUUGCCUUCACUGUUCUGUACAAUUUAUACUCAAACCAGCUCACCAAAAAUAAACCCUCUAAAAAUAUCUUAACAAUGAGAUGAUUUAAAAGCGGGGGUGGGGGUGGGCGAAUGGCACAGUUUAUGUGCAAUUAAGAUGACAGCAGCACAGAGCGAAAGAUUCAAAACAGAGCAGAAGACUAACCAUGGCUACUCGGAAGGAGGCUUACUCCUAGAUAAGUGGGGUUAGGAGUAUAGUCCUCUAAGCGGGUGUCAAACACACACAAAAAGAGAGUGAGGAUGACAGAACUCUCCUGGGAGGGGUUUCCAGAGUUUUAAGGGGUCACCACCAAAAAGGCCCCAUCUCUCAUACCCCUCUGCAGUGCUUCUUACAGCAACAGGGCUGACUCCCGAUUUCUGCACAGGUGUGUUCCUGAUUCCGUAUCUACUAAUCGUCUUUGUCGGGGGGAUCCCCGUCUUCUUCCUGGAGGUGGCCCUUGGGCAGUUUAUGAAGCAAGGUGGGAUCUCUGCCUGGAACAUCGCCCCACUCUUCAAAGGUAAAAAGGCUUGGAAUGUGAACCACAUAAUAAGCAGGCUAUGCUUAGGAGCCACUUAGGUGUUGCUGCCAGGGAAAAGGCAUAUUCUCAGGGCCGGCUUUAGGCUUUUGAGUGCACUAGGCCCAAGAGAUACCUGAAGUGUGCCUACCUCCUUGCUUCUGGGCCCAAUCCAUACAGGCCUGCAGAGGGAGAGAGCCCAUGGGGAGCAGUGAGGCCCUUUGAAGUUGUGUGGCCUCUGCAGGGGCCCAACACUGGACUUAGGUAGCUCAAGAGAGUCUCCUACCAGAGCAGAGGUUUUUCCAUUUGCGCUCUUUGGGUCCCCAGCGUGACAUAGAGGCGUAUUAGGGUUUCAGUAACAAGAGACAUGUUUGCUUGAAAUAAUGUCCUUCCUAACCAACCUACCCCCACCCCCCAAAAACAUUCAGAUUUAGGAAAAUGCCAAGGGCUCUAAGAAUGUGCUCUCAUGUAACCUGGGGCAUGGCUUGAAUUAUAUAGGGGCUGGGUGGGAGGCUGCCCCCUUUUGUGGCUGCCACCCCCUCAGCCAGGCCUGUGCAGAGUGUGGGGGGCAACGGGGAACACUUGCCCCAGGCCUUAGAGGGCUAAGCUGGCCGGGGGACUCCAGCAGGGACCAGCUGCUUUUUUGAGUUUAUAACAAGACUCCCACGCCAGGCCUCAGACAAGCUGGGCCUCAGACAAUGAGGCAGUUACAGUUUGCAGAGGGAGUCUGUCAAGUGUGGAUUUCAGCAAGCCUUCCUGUGCGUCAUUUGAGCCUUGCUGAACAGCUCAAACAAGACUUGCCCUUCAGGGAAGAAGACCCCACAUCGGCUUGUCUGCCAAGGAACCUUGCACGGGGAUUCCAUGGUGGAUGCCUGGCUGGGGCUGGGGGCUCGUUGGUUCAAUGUGGAAACUCCUCCCUGGAAGGCCUGGCAACCAUUUCGACAGGCCAAGGAUGAGGAAACAUCAGUGGCGCUCCAAAUGAUGUUGCGCUGCACUUCCCUCCAACUUUGAACAUGGGCCGUCGCCGGCUGGGGCCGGAGUGCAACCAGACUACCUCCGCCCUUGCUGUAGAAGAACUAGCACAGCGCUGGAAAGCAGCAGCAGAGAGGGCUCCCUGAGGCCCUUUACUAAGCAGCUGCUUGGAGGAUGGACUCCUCCCUUUGAGUUAAUGGAGAGCGUGGGGUGGGGCCUGCGCAUGUAGACACAGGACUGAGUCUGCCUGUGAGUGGAGAAUCGCUACCACUGAUUUUGUCACUUCUUAAUACUAGCCACCUGCGAUUCCCCACCCCUCCAACGUUGCAUUGUGCAUUAUUGUUAUUAUUAUUAUUAUUCAAUUUUAUUUAUACCCCGCCCUCCCCAGCCAAGACCGGGCUCAGGGCAGCUAACACCAAAUAUAAAAACAAUUGAUUGAAAGACACCUUAAAAAACAAGAUUAGAACAUUAAAAUGCAGCCUCAUUUCAGUGGAAACUCAAUCAAAAACUUUUUUGGGGAUGAAAAGCUCAAGUCUUCACCAAGGCUAACUAUCCAGACUGGGCCUACAGAGCUGGGCCUACAUCAGCAAGCAAGGCAGCUUCCCAGGCAUAUAGAUAAGGCUACACUAGCACACCGGGUUUUUUGGGAGGGGGCAGGAGAUGGACAUGGCAGAUGAGGCGAAAGGGCUGGUAGCAACGGCUGUGCAAUCGGUAAAUGCGUUUUGACGCAUGGCCUGAAAUGCCUCAUAUCCAGCCCUCUACGUACAUUAGCAGUCAGGGUAACGUGGGGCUACCGCAGGAGGAUUCUGCCGACACGUUGAAUAAUGUAUUGGAUGAAGAAUUCAGAGCAAGUUUUAAAGCCCUUAAGGUUAUUUCAGGACGUGGUGCCGGGAAGCUUGAAAGCAUGCGGGCCAUGUCUCUUGUGAUAGCUCAGAAUUUGGACUGGGGGCUGAAUGAGGAGCUGGGGCUUUGACAGAGUCUUGGCCUUCCCCUUGCCUUGCAGAAUAAAGUGUGCAGAUAAGGUAAACGGAUGCUUCGUUUGUAUAUGAAGACACACCUCUUUGUCCUGGCUUUUGACACAUGAGAUUGUUGGCUACUUGCAGAAGAGUUGCACUGCAGAAAGCUUGCUGGGGAGAACACAUAUUCAAGAAACGCAAAAUAACUUUAGCUAGGUUUUAAUAACAAAAACAAAAACUCCUUUUACAUUAAUUAUAUCAAUAAGCAUGACCCAUUCACCAACUCAACCACCAGGGUACUGAGAGAGCUAGGUGUUGCUCUUUAUAUACUAUACCCAACAGCUUAAUUAACACAACUUAACAGCACCUUCUAUACUGCUUCACAGCUGUAAAACUAGGUCACGUUAUUUGCUCUGGCCUUUCAAGAAAUACACAUCUUGUGGAACCUUCAAAUUUAAAGAGACCUUUCAGCAGAGAUAAUUUAUUUUCGGGACCCACCUUAUUUCUGUGAGCGAUAGAAAGUUGCUUUAAACUGUUUUUAAAAGUUGUGUUUUAAUUGUAGUAACACCCUGGGACCUUAGUGUGAAGGGCAGGCAAUGAAUAAUAGCAGCAACAACAUGUAGGCUAUACAGGUGAGCUUCCCAUGAUGCAGAAUCGAGGUUUCCCUGGCACAGAUUCCCCGCUCUGCUCCCCAGUAGAGUCUAUGCUGCCUUCGCUAUCAGCUAUGCAGCUCAGAUGGAAAGUUGCCAUGGAAAAAGGAGAUGGAGUUGGGCAGGGCUUAGGCCUAGUCUGCGCAUACAGCACAGUGAGGUUGUGGGGUGUUGGAAGUGCCAGAACGGACUGUAGCUCAGUGGCAUCCAAAAGGUGCCAGGUUCAAUCCCUGACGUAUCUAAGUAUGAUACCUGGAGAUGUGACCUGCCUGAAAUUCUGGAGGGCUGCUGCCAGUCAGUGUGGACAGUACUGAGGUAGAUGGAUCAAUGAUCUGAAUUUGGGACAAGGCAGCUUUCAAUGGAUCUCAGGCUGUCAGUGAGGGGCCACCCCACUUCCUUGUUUUUUUAAAAAACCAAAAAACCAGGAGAUGGAAAACAGUGCUUAUUUUCUAUUUGCAGGGAGGUCUUCCCUUUCCUUUCACGUAAGGGAGCAUUCAAGAUAUGAUCUCUCACCUGGAAGGUAAAGUGGUACAUUCUGCUCUACCAGGCUGGGACUCUACCACUUCAUUCUCACUGCAUGCCCAAGCCAGGCCUUGGUGGGAAUUGAACAUGCUGCCCUUCCCUCAGGAAGAACCGCAUGCCUCCUCCGCUUUCCCCUGAGCCAGCCUCUGACCAUCUCGUUUCUCCCUAGGCCUGGGCUUGGCCUCUAUGGUCAUUGUCUUCUUCUGCAACUCUUACUACAUCAUGAUCCUCGUCUGGGGCCUUUUCUACCUGGUGCACUCGCUGACGGAAACCCUGCCCUGGGCCACCUGCGGCCACUCCUGGAACACCCCCCAGUGCACUGAGCUCUUUGGCCUGGGCGGCUGCGACAACAAUGGCACCACCAACAACAGCAGCACUGCCAGAAACUGCAGCAACCUGGCUGACCAGCGUUCGCCCAUCAUAGAGUUCUGGGAGUGAGUGGGUGCUAGUUCCCUAAAGGGAUACCAGGAUGUCGGUCUCUUGGGGGGCGGUGCGGUGUGGGGCCUGCAGGAAAGGUUCCUGAAUUCACAGGGUCAGGUGGGGAAGAAUGAGGGGAGACCGGAAAGAGAGGGGGAAGAAUGGUUCAGACAAGAAAUCUGUCAUCUGAAGUGAGGUGCUUCAUAUUAAAUCACUUAUAACUCACUCAAUAUUUUGAAUAUUUCUAAAUGGUAGAGUCAGCACUAGAUAAGGACAGGGGCAAAUGGUUUUUCUUCUUGUCUUCCUCAUGCUCAAGCUACGGCCCCUGCUAAUUUCCCUCUCCACUUCGUCUCCCACCUCUUAGGAACAAGGUGCUGCGGAUUUCGGGGGAUCUGGGUGAACCGGGAGAGCUCAGCUGGCAGCUGAUCCUCUGCCUGCUCACGACUUGGGUCAUUGUCUAUUUCUGCAUCUGGAAGGGGGUCAAGUCAACUGGGAAGGUAAUGGGUCUUCCUUUAAAAGUGUAUGUGCAUGUUACUGUGGGGGAAGCUUCUGAGGAAGUAUAGAAAAAGUCGGUUAUGGCAUCAGGGCAGGACUUUAGGGCAGAUGCUCAGGAUUAUGCUCAUCAGGACAGCCCCCAAAUGUAGCAGGGCUGCCAUAACACAUUUUGAAGUAAACAAUACACAAUACCACCUAAAGCAGCCUCAGGUGGGGAGCCUCAGGCACCUGGGGGGGCUGAACGUUCCCAUCCAGGCAUCUCAAUCUGACGAUCAAGACUCGCCAGUCUGCCCUCUGUGAGUGCUUUUGGCUGCCUGGAUUAUGCCCUUGAAUAGUGCUAAUGCCUCUUUGGGGUUUUUAAAAAAUAAGAUUUCAUUACAGUUUUUUCAUUAUACAAUAAGAUAAAAGAAAAUAACCUAAAUAAAAACAAAAACAGAGAAAGAGAAAGAGAAAAUAAAACACCAAAGGAAAACAAAAACAAAAAAAAAAAGAGGGAAAGACUUCCAAUUUUCCAUCUGUCAGUUACAUAAAAGAAAUUAUUCAAAAUGCUUUUUGGAGCUGGCCGACCUGACCGGAAGAAUCCGCGAACAGAAAGAGGAGGAGUACCAAGAAGAAUGGAAGAAAGUUAAGGAGUAUUUAGUUAAAUAUUCUAAGAUAACAUAAGUAGAACUAUUUGUAAGUACCAAAUUGGCUUAGGAGUUACCGUAAAUAUGUUAAAUUGCAUAACACUAUGGAUAGAAGUGAAAAUGAAAAGAAAGAAAGGUGUUAAUUGACUAAGUUAAUUUUAUUUGAAAAUAGUAUUGGAAAACUGCUACAAUGAGUUACAUGGAAAUUCAGCUAGGGGGAUUUGAGGAAGUCAUCUAACAAUGAAAUCAAAAGUGAGAUUAUAAUAGCUAGGAUAAAUGUUUGUUUGUUUGUUUGUCUUUUUUAUAUUGUAAUGUUUUUCUUUUAUGUUUGCUAUAAAUUUGGAAAACCAAUAAAAAAUUUUGUUGGGAAAAAAGAAAUUAUUCAAAAUAUCCACUCUAGAAUGACAUCCAGCAAUUCUACUUUCUGUUAGGCAGUAUCUUCCCAAUUUUCCCAGCCAAAUGUCUCAGACUAAUCCAUUUUCCUUUUACACAAAAAUGUCCAAAAGUGCUUCUCUAACUAUUUAUGAAUUUGAGCAAUAGCUUUUCUCUAACCAAAACCUAUCAACUUUGUCUCCAGUAAUUUCAACUACCAUUCCUCCAUAUUAAUAAUAUGACGAAAACGCCUCUUGUUUGAUGGAUGGAGAGAUGGGUGUAUCUGACUUUUGCGGGGCUGCCAUGUAGCCUGGCAUGUAUGCAGCUGUUGCCCUGCCCACUAUUCCCUCUGGCUCCACCCACCACUGGCAUGUGGCCCCCUAAAGGUUCCCCAUGAGGCCAUGUGGACCUCAAGCUGAAAAGGGUUCCCCCACCUCUUAAAUAGCACCCUUUCUCUCCCUAACCCAUAAUAAGCCUAAAAUUACAUAACUGCUCCACUGAUAACAAGUGUAUAUUGGCAAUAACAGCACACAGGGAGCGCAAUAUGGUCACUAAUGACGGAUCCAUCGGCAUCUUAAUGCUGAAAUUUGUUAUUUGUAGUUCAGAAACUGUAAGGGAAAAAACCUCCCAGCGAAGAUAGAAUCUGAGAACAUGCUGUCACUUCCUCCUUCCGAUGUUGCACUUGGACCUGUAAUAAUUUUCUGACGGUGGUUGCACCGUUGGUGUUUGCUGGAAGGCCAACCCCCACCCAGCCACACACGACGUCAGCUAGUAACUGUCAUUAUACAAUUGCUGUGGUGAAUGGAAAAAACGUUGCGUAAGCUGUGGUAAGAAAAUACCAUAAACACCGUUAAAUACAAGCAAAUGCAACUGGCGUCCUAUCACAUCUGGCGUUAAUUCUUUAUGUGGAUGGGAGUGAGAGGUUAUUUGGCCAGUGCUCUUGUAUCAGGUGACCCCAGAGUUGCCUUAAUUUCUCCUUUGGGUGGUGUGUGUGUGUGUGUGUGUGUGUGUGUUGCCUUUUGGGAUGGGCGUUCUGAACAUCACAAGUGUUUCUUCUGUGAAAUGCGCAUCUUUGUGGUGCCCAACAAAUAAUUUCCUAGUGUGUCUCUGAGCCAAAAAGACACAUUUUAAAAAAUAAGUAAAGUACUUAUACUUUUCAAAUAUAUACAUUUCACUGAUUUUACAUUCAUUUUGACAUUUUAAAACUUGACUUCCUUCCCCUUCUUUCUGCGGUUCCUUAAGUUAAUUUGGAUAUGCAGAAGGUAAUAAAUUUAACUUGCUCAUUUAGUUAUCUUCUUUAUUUAUAUACCGUAUUUUUCGCCCUAUAGGACGCUUUUUCCCCCCUCCAAAAAUGAAGGGGAAAUCUGUGUGCGUCCUAUGGGGUGAAUACAGGCUUUUGCUAAAGCUUGGAGAGCGAGAGGGGUCGGUGCGCACCGACCCCUCUAGCUCUCCAGGCUUCAGGAAGCUAUCCGCAAGCCUGGGGAGCCCGCGGGAGUUCCCGCAGGGCUCCCCACGCUGCGGAUAGCAGCCUGCCGCCCGGGGCGUGGGGUGCCCUGAAGCAGAGCGCCCCUCGCACCGGGCAGACAUCCACAGUGUGGGGAUAGCAGCCUGCCGUCCAGCGCGCCAGGCGCCCUGAAGCAGAGCACCCAGCGCGCCGGGCAGACAUUGGCCAGCCCCACAAGCUCGGGGGACAGCGGGGAGGCGCAGUGCCGCCAUCCCGCUGUUCCUCGACCUGCUUUGGAGGCUGGCGCUGGGGAGAAGCACGCUUCUCCCCAGCGCCAGCCCCACAAGCUUGGGGGACAACGGGGAGGUAGAGCGCCGCCAUACCGCUGUUCCCCGACCUGGUUUUGGGGGGGAAAUAAAGGGGGGGAAAUUCCUUUAUUUCCCCCCCAAAAAACUAGGUGCAUCCUAUGGGACAGAGCGUCCUAUGGGAUGAAAAAUACGGUACUCUCACAUAGCUGCAGGUUAAUACAAUAAUCCUGUCGGUGUUUUCAUCUGUUUACAAUUUAUCUGUAAAUAUUCAAUAAACCAUUUCCAUUCUUUUAUAAAAAAAAUAGUUUGUUCUCUUGAUUUCUUACUUCUUCCGGUAAGUUUUGCCUUUUCUGCAUAUCCCAUAAGUUUUUGUAUCCAUUCUUCCUUUGCUGGGACUUCUUCUUUCCAUUUUUGGGCAAGUAACAUUCUUGCUGCUGUAGUCGCACAUAUUAAUAAAUUUCUAUACAAUUUAGGUAGUUCUAUUCCUAUAAUUCGCAGAAGAAAGGCUUCUGGGGUGUGUUUUUUUACAAACAUUAUUUUAAACAUCCUUUUCAUUUCAUUAUAUAUCAUUUCCCAGUAAAAAACACACAUUUUUUAACAUGAGCCCCAUCCCUUCCUCCUACAGACCAGGCAUCCACACCUUGCAACCCACCAAUCUGACUGCAGCCACUCAGCACCCAUGUGCAACAGCCCACCAGUGUGGUGCUGGCGAUGCCCUAAUAAUAAUAUUGGAGGAUGGAUGGCGGCUAACAGAUUCGGGCUGAAUCUUGACAAGACAGAAGUACUGUUUUUGGGAGACAGGGGGCGGGCGGGUGUGGGGGAUACCCUGGUCCUGAAUGGGGUAACUGUGCCCCUGAAGGACCAGGUGCACAGCCUGGGAGUCAUUUUGGACUCACAGCUGUCCAUGGAGGCACAGGUUAACUCUGUGUCCAGGGCGGCUGUCUACCAGCUCCACCUGGUACGCAGGCUGAGACCCUACCUGCCCGCGGACUGCCUCGCCAGAGUGGUGCAUGCUCUAGUUAUCUCCUGCUUGGACUACUGCAAUGCACUCUACGUGGGGCUACCUUUGAAGGUAACCCGGAAACUGCAAUUAAUCCAGAAUGUGGCAGCUAGACUGAUGACUGGGAGUGGCCGCCGGGACCACAUAACGCCGGUCCUGAGAGAUCUGCAUUGGCUCCAAGUACGUUUCUGAGCACAAUUCAAAGUGUUGGUGCUGACCUUUAAAGCCCUAAACGGCCUCGGUCCUGUAUACCUGAAGGAGCGUCUCCACCCCCAUCGUUCAGCCGGACACUGAGAUCCAGCACUGACAGCUUUCUGGCAGUUCCCUCAUUGCGAGAAGUGAGGUUACAGAGAACCAGACAGAGGACCUUCUUGGUAGUGGCGCCCACCCUGUGGAACACCCUCCCUUCAGAUUUGAAGGAAAUAAGCAGCUAUCCUAUCUUUAAAAGACAUCUGAAGGCAGCCCUGUUCAGGGAAGUUUUUAAUAUUUAAUGCUGUACUGUUUUUAACAUUCGUUUGGGAGCCGACCAGAGUGGCUGGGGAAACUCAGCCAGAUGGGCGGGGUAUAAAUAAUAAAUUAUUAUUAUUAUUAUUAUUAUUAUUAUUAUUAUUAUUAUUAUCAUCCUUGCUUGGCAGGUGGUCUAUUUCACUGCACUCUUCCCCUACGUGGUUCUCAUCUUGCUGCUCUUGCAUGGCGUGACGUUGCCCGGUGCGCUAGAUGGCAUCAUCUACUACCUGAAACCGGACUGGACCAAGCUUGCUGUCGCUCAGGUAAGAACUGGGAUGGCACAUUCACCGAGAGAGGGGACGUGGAAGGUUUCAAACAGGGAAGCAGCUGGGAAAACAGAGGCCAUAGCCAAUAUCUGUGUGCAGGGGGGCAGGCCUUUGCAUCUAACUGCGCCUUUGCCCUCUGGCCAGGCCAGGCCUGGUCAUGAAAACAGGAGUUCUGCCCCCCACUCGGUGGGGUUUAUACCACGGCUGUUCCCCUCACCCCAGGUAUGGAUUGAUGCUGGUACCCAGAUCUUCUUCUCAUAUGCUAUCGGGCUGGGAGCCCUGACCGCACUUGGCAGCUACAACCGCUUCCACAACAACUGCUACAGGUGAGGCCCCACACCGCAUACGGGUAGUCUUUUAAAAAGAGAUCUGCAUGGCUUUCAGCCCCCAAGUGUGGAAUCUGCUGGCUUUGUCUGAAUCCUGAUGGAGACACUGAUUUUAUUUAAACAAGAGUUUGUUUCUAGCCCUUGUGGUCUUGAAGAAAAGCCUUGAAAAUGCUACUAGGACUUCUUCAAAUAGUGGCAUCUAUACCCCGCACCCACUAGGUCCUCAUCUCUCUCCUGUCCCCAACCACACCCCAUUCCGCAACCCGCAUGUCAUCUUCCAACACAUUUAUUGCUUCCCCUUUUCUGUGUUUUGCUAUUCUGCACAAGUACAGAAUUUGGUGCAGUACAGAGAAUUCAGAAGCCUGACCAUCUCCAUUCCCUCUCUCCCUCCUCUUUAAAAGCAGGUUUACAGCUAAGGCGACAAAUACAGGGCUGAAAUGUGUGUGUGUGUGUGUGUGUGUGUGUGUGCGCGCGCACGCAUGUGUUCUCACAGUGUGUACAGUAUCAUUUUUAUGACUUGCAGAAGAUGAAUGAAUCAUGCAAGAUGAAAAUGUCUGCAAAUGUGCUUGAUUUGACCAUUUAAGUUGGUCACAGAAUUCAGCUUUUCUUGGUGCAGAUUUUAGGUCGCAUUUAUCAUAGAAGUCUGGGUUGCUGUUUGUUUGUUCUUUAAGUGCAGAGUAUGCACAGAUAUGCAUAUUUCCUUCCAUGAAACUUCUCUGUUUUCUCUAUGUUGUGAGAACUCAUGGGCUAGACGCCACCCUCACCCUUGUCAUCAGGAUUAUUAAUUUAUAUACUACUUAAUGUGCCAAAAUGUCUUCUAAGCAGCUUACAACUUUAAUUAAUACAUAGUGAAAAUACUCAAAAAACGAUUCCAUUAAAAUCACUAGUUCAGCUCAGGGGAGAGCUUGCCUGAACAGGUGUGCCUUCAGGAGCCGGCGGAAUGCCAACACUGAUGGGGCCCCUCACAUUGCAGCAGAGAGGGCAUUAUGCAGCCCUGAUGCCACGAGUGAAAAAGCCUCCCUCCCUCUGCGUUACCACCAGCUGAUAAUCAUCAGGCCACGAUAAAACUGGUCAUGUUCCAUUUUGCAGAUCGUAGUACCAGGCGCCAGAGGGCAAUAUGGUUUUUCAUGUCAUGUGUGGUCUGCUAGUUACCUCCAUGGUUCCCCCCAAUGAAUUUGCUGCUGAUGCAGGUGAAAGCUGCACACACACACACACACACACACACACACACACACACACUCUAAACCCUGGCAACGUCAGCUGCCAGGAAGCAGGAAAGGGCAGGAAACAAACCAUCGAGCCGCUGUUUGCAUGUGUCCCUCAAGAUCAAACAGGUUGCCAAAUCCUGCUCUAUGACAUCUUCUGCACUCAUACAAAUUCGGAAAUCUGGAUGAAAUAAGGAAAUUAAUAAUUUAAAUGGAGACAAAAUUUGUCUCGAAUGCAACAUUCGAGGGAGUGUGUGGAGUUGGGGAGUUAAUAUGGGAGUGGAGUGCGGCAAAAGCUUCUACCCCACAUACCUUGAAGCCUUUGAUGCACCACCACUGCCCUAAGAUGCCCCUUAUGCAGGGGGUUGGACUAGAUGACCCUCAGGGGUCCCUUAGAGCUCUACAAUUCUAUUAUUCUAACUUCAUGGUGACAGCAGCAAGAGAUUAGCACAGUACAGCUGAGCUGCAGGAGGGAGUUUCCUUCCAGCAGAAGAUUGGAUAGUGCCUAUAUUGUGCACUGUUUAAUGCAGCUGCUUGCUGCCAUCUGCGAUGCAAAAUCUUACCCAUUCUGGGUUCCCCCCCAAAAAAGAACCCUUUACCAUCUAAUGCUAGCCAACUCUGGUUUAAUUUGAACCCCUCAACCUAUACUUAGUGGUGAGAUUCAGUCCUAGAACCUGUGACAAGAGUACAUUGGAACAUGUGCAGAGUGUCUUCGCAGGGGGCAACUGGGUUUAUUAGAGGGAAGGAAGGGUGAUUUCCAGGCAGGCUGGUGUCCUGGGCAGCUGUAACGUGGUACAAGCAUUGUAACCUCUUGUAAGGGAGGUGACCUGAGAGGGCACUGGGCACCCACUGGGUCCGAGUGGAGGGUGGGCUUGUGGCUAUUGACUUGCCUGGUCCUCCCUACAGGGACGCCUACGUCUUGGCUGUGAUCAACAGCUCAACCAGCUUCUUUGCUGGCUUUGUGGUGUUUUCCGUCCUGGGCUUCAUGGCAUCGGAGCAGGGCGUGGACAUCUCGCAGGUGGCAGAGUCAGGUGAGCGCCAGCUGUGGGGAUUUCCUCCGAUUCCCACCUCAUCAGCCCAUUUCCCCCUUUCCCUAUGAAAAGGUGCGGCGCAUGGGUGCAAAAUAGCUGGGAGGCAGAGCACAAAGCCUACCUGGUACCUCCAGGUAGCACCAGGAAAUAGCUCUUGCCUGAAGCCCUGGAGAGCCUCUGCCAGCCAGCGUAGACAGCACUGAACUAGAUGGAGCUUUGGUCUGAUUUAGAAGAAGGCAGCUCCCCUGUGUCCCUCAAGGCUCAAUGGCAUCUCCAUUUAAAAGAACCUCAAGCAGCAGCGCAGAACUUUGACUAGACCACGGAGAACUGCAGCCAAUCAGAAUGGGAAGAACAGGACCGGCCGGGCCAAUGGUGUGUUCUCGCAUGCUAAGCUUAGGUAACUUCUUAGAAUUUUGGGAGAAUGUAAGAAGAGCCUGUUCCAUCUGGCCAAUGGCCCACCUUCAUGCAGCGUCCUAUGAGAAGCCUGCAAGCUGGACAUGAGCACAGCAUCACCCUGCUCACCUGUGCUUCCCAGUAACAGGUAUUCAGAGGCGUAAUGCCUGUGGCAGUGGAGGUAGAACGGAGCCACAGGUGCGGCUAGUAGACAUGGGUAGCCUCGUCCUCCCUGAAUCCGUUCAAUCCCCAAGCUGGUGGCUAUCGCUGCAGCUGGCACCCCUCUUAACUCACAUUGUCUCUUGCAGGUCCAGGCCUGGCCUUCAUUGCCUACCCCAAAGCUGUGACACUCAUGCCACUCUCCCCUCUCUGGGCGACACUUUUUUUCUUCAUGCUUCUGGUCCUGGGGCUGGACAGCCAGGUAAGCCACUCAUGGGGAGCGUGUUUUUAUUGAGCAGAGCACGUUGCGGCGGGAGGCACAGAUGUAGAAAUGGCAUAGAGCAGCGGUUCUCAACCUGUGGGCCCCCAGAUGUUGUUGGACUACAACUCCCAUCAUCCCUGAGCUCUGACCUUGCUAGCUAGGGGUGAUGGGAGUUGUAGUCCAAAGGUUGAGAAAGGCUGGCAUAGAGGGAAAGCGGCUUCUUUUACUUGCAGAAAUCAGUGGGCGGCGUUUGUGCUACGGUUUGCUAACCCAGCCGCAGACAGGAAGGUGCUGCUGUUGGAAGCAUGGGAGGAGGAGGUGUUUACGAAGUCAGCAGCUGGGAGGGAGGGGGAAGGAAAGGAGGGAGGGAGGGCAUGCCAUCCGAAGCAAGGAUGAUAGGAAGAAGGUUACAAUGGCAUGAUGGAAAUGGGAGCAUAAUGCUGUGUCCACAGGGCAAGUAAAGAGGAACCCAAGAGACUGAACCGGCAUUUGCUAGUUCACCUGAAUGCAAACGGAGCUCAUGUGUUUGCACUGCUGAGGGGGCACAGGGUGUGUGCAGAGUGCAAAGCAGGGCCAGAGAGUGUCCCGGGGGCCAGGUUGAGAGGCCUGGAGGGCCACAUCUUGACCUCAGUCCUGAGGUUCCACACCUCUAUGUUAAGCAGAGCAUAGACCAGCACCUCGUGCCAAGUUUACCUCUCUCUCAUAUGUUAUUUCAUCCUGCCAGUUUGUGGGAGUGGAGGGUUUCAUCACUGGCAUCCUAGACCUGUUUCCGCAGCCAGCAGCAGGCUCACCGCGCAGAGAGAUCACCGCUGCGAUUUGCUGCCUUGUCUGCUGUAUCAUUGACCUCUCCAUGGUGACUCAGGUGAGGCCGAUGUGUGGGAGAAACCCUUUCUAGACGAAACGCGAGUGCUACAUAGGCUUGCCUGGGAGGGGAGGCUGGCUAGGGCAGAGCUCGUUUUCUGGGUAGGCCACCAGAAGCUCCUGGGCACAGUCCAAACUCCUGGGUAAUAAGAAUUACUCGGAAGGUGCAGUCAAGUUAAAAAUGCCUUUCCACGCCACCAGCACCCAUGGCUUUCCAAAGAGAAAAGCCAUCACGCUGCAUGCAAGAGAUGCUCCGGCUAGGACUCCAGCCAACCUUCAGGCCACAGUGUUUCUCAAAUAUGGGUCUCCCAUUGUUGUUAGACUACGACUCCCAUCAUCCCUGACCACUGGUUCUGCUAGCUAGGGAUGAUGGGAGUUGUAGUCCAACAGCAAUGGGUGACCCAUGUUUGAGAAUUACUGUUCCAGGGGAGGGAAAUUCCACUGACAUGGGGUAACUACCGCGUUGUUACCUUCCCCAUGUCCCCUCACAAUCCUUAGGAUCAACUUGUCGAAAGAAGUAUCCGUGAACCAGGUUCCAGCCAUUAAUGGUUAAGACCAUUUCAGUUCCUUGGCAAGUCCCAUCCUGAAUGACCGGAGCUGGAAGCUCAAGGCUUGCCCAUUUGGCUGUGCUUGGGACAUGCUGUUUGCAGAGAGGGGCCAGUGUCUCUCUCUAUGUGUGAUGUGUCUCUGUGUGAUACACUGUCUACACAAGUCCCCGUGGCCCUGUCUCCAUAGCCCCACUCCUCAUCAUGGCUGGCGUUUCUCUACUUGGAAUAAUAAUAAGCAACACGGAUAAUGCGCGUAUUCGGUAAUCGGUUCUUUUCCUGUGCCAUGUGACCCUAGGGCGGCAUGUACGUCUUUCAGCUGUUUGACAAUUAUUCGGCCAGCGGGAUCACCCUUCUGUGGCAGGCCUUCUGGGAGUGUGUGGUGAUUGCCUGGGUCUAUGGUAAGUGGCAAGGGAGACACAGGGGCAAGGAGAUUUCAGGAAAAGCAAACACUUUCCCUCCCUGCACAGUCCUCUGCUUGACUCUUGCUUUGGCUCCCCCCCACCCAAGGCUGCCGGAGAUCUGGGCGCUGUGAAUGGGGCCCUUUUCAGGUGUUGGUGCGGGAGGGGACGGCCUGGCUCGAGGCCCAAAACUGAUUCGCUCUUCCGCGCAGGAGCUGACCGCUUCAUGGACGAUGUUGCCCGUAUGAUUGGCUACCGGCCGCUGCCCUACAUGAAGUGGUGCUGGUCUCUCAUCACCCCAGUGGUGUGUGUGGUGAGUUGAAAGCAGUUUGGGCAGAAGGUCCAGUAUACCCGAAGGAGCGUUUCCACCCCCAUCGUUCUGCCCAGACACUGAGGUCCAGUGCCGAGGGCCUUCUGGCGGUUCCCUCGCUGCGAGAAGCCAAGUUACAGGGAACCAGGCAGAGGGCCUUCUCAGUAGCGGCGCCCUCCCUGUGGAACGCCCUCCCACCAGAUGUCAAAGAGAAAAGCAACUUCCAGACUUUUAGAAGACAUCUGAAGGCAGCCCUGUUUAGGGAAGCUUUUAAUGUUUAGUAGGUUAUUGUAUUUUAGCGUUAUGUUGGAAGCUGCCCAGGGUGGCUGGGGAAACCCAGCCAGAUGGGCGGGGUAUAAAUAAAUUAUUAUUAUUAUUAUUAUUAUUAUUAGAGAAGGACCCCCUUGCAAACAUGGGCUAACUCAGCCUGGCUUUUCACACAUUUGUUUUGACUCGUUGCCAGAAUAUUUGACUGCUGUGACUAUAUUUGAGCGGCCCUGUACUGGUGUAUGCAUGGUGCUGAUGGUGUUUUUAGAUUACCUCAUUCCCAGCUGAAAGAAACUUGUAGUUUGCCUACAUUUAAAUAGUACAGCACACGCUAAGGAACACUGGUAAUUAUUGUCUCUCCUCUGCACUGUGCAAAAUACCUGUCCGACUUUACUCAAAUGUGAUGGCGCUUCUUCUUCACGCUGGAUUUGUCUAACCUGUUUCAGGGCAGGACUGCAGGGUUAUCCCAUUCUCCGUAGUUAGAAUCAUACAGGGGUCAUUUAGCAAUGCAGGAAUCUCAACUAAAGCAUCUUUGACAGAUCUCCUAAGAGAUCUCCUCAGUCUUGUAGCCAGGUGCAUUGAUAUUUGAGGUGUGAAUGAAUGAAUUUUAUUUUUACGGUCACAGACCAGUUCCAGCUCACUUACAAUAUCAGGAAAAUCAUAAAACACAACAGAAAUACACUGAAUUGCAACUGGGUAUAACAGAGACAAUUCAGAUAUAGCGGCAGUUAAAAAUAUAUAUUAAAUCUUGAUUACUAAAAUAUAAACUAAAAUUGUCAUUUAAAACCUUAAUCAUUUUGGUAGUACAACUUGUUCCCUAAGUUUUAUGGCAGUCGCACAGAAUUUGGCCACCCUUAGCGUGAUCUCUAGAUCCUUGUCCUCUACCAGGAGUUUUAGACACUGAAGUUCGGACCCAUUUGGAGAUUUUUGUAUAACAGGAGUGAUAAAUACCGAGCGUAUAUCCCCAUAGAAACGGCAGCAUAACAAGACCUGAGAGACAGUUUCUACCUCCAUCAAGCCGCAGGGGCAGACUCGUUCCACGUAUGGUUUACCCUCGAAUCUGCCCUGCAAUAAGGCAGAUGGCAGCAUGUUUUGAGAAGAUGUUUUGUUGAGCACAAGAGAACUAGGGCUGGGUUUUGGCUGCCACCUCUAUUCCCCCUACCCAAGGCUAAAAAAACCAAUUAUCAUCUCUGGUAUCUCCCCCCUCCUUCACCACUAGGGCAUCUUCCUGUUCCAUGUGGUGAACUACCAACCACUGACUUACAACAAGACCUACAUCUACCCAUGGUGGGGUGAGGCUAUUGGCUGGGCUCUGGCCCUUUCCUCCAUGCUCUGCAUCCCCUGCACGGUCGCUUACAAGCUUCUGCGAAGCAAGGGCUCCUUCCAACAGGUGAGUAAUCAGUCUCUCGUCUCUGGCCAGUCCCAGCCCGUUAGGAUGGAGUUGCCAAGCACCUUGCUCUGCUGGCAAGCUGAGCUGCCAAGUGUCCCAUUUGGUUUUCCUGGCGAUGUUGCAGUUUUGCUGUAGACCCGUCUAGGUGUUGCUAUGAGGCUGCAGUGGUGUCCUCACAUCCACACGCUGUACAUUUACAGCACCGUGACAGUCAUGGCUUUCCCCACAAAGAAUCAUGAGAACUGUAGUUUAAGGGUGCCAGCUGCUGUUGAUCUGUGAUAAACUACGGUUCCCAGGAUUCUUUGGGGGGAAGUAAUGCAGUUUAGGAGUGCUUUAAGUGUACGGUGUGGGUGCUUAUUCCAGCAUAGUUAUCUUUCCCUUGUUGCAGCUUGCAAUCAUUCAGUGUGACCUUAAGGUAAAGGUAAAGGGACCCCUGACCAUUAGGUCCAGUCGUGGCCGACUCUGGGGUUGCGGCGCUCAUCUCGCUUUAUUGGCUGAGGGAGCCAGCAUACAGCUUCCAGGUCAUGUGGCCAGCAUGACUAAGCCGCUUCUGGCGAACCAGAGCAGCGCACAGAAACGCCGUUUACCUUCCCGCCAGAGUGGUACCUAUUUAUCUACUUGCACUUUGACAUGCUUUCGAACUGCUAGGUUGGCAGGAGCAACGGGAGCUCACCCCGUCGCGGGGAUUCAAACUGUCGACCUUCUGUUCGGCAAGUCUUAGGCUCUGUGGUUUAACCCACAGCGCCACCCGCGUCCCAGGCAGUGUGGCCUUAGAGAUGCUCUAAGGAAUUUGCACAGCAGACUUGACUCCAAGCUGGAUGCCUCUGCUGAUGAAGGUGGCUGUGAGAGGGGCCGGCCCUCUUGUUUUACAAAUGAGACAUGCAAGCCUCCUCUGCAUACUGUGCAGCCAGCUAUCAGGCACAGCCAUGACUGCUGCGCUGAAUUGCAGGCUGCUAGCCAGCCAUGCUGCUAGACUUGGGGAGGAGAAUGGCUUUUUGGAGCUGCCUAGCAUCCGUAUGAUGUAAUCUCCAGUCACCCAAAUAAAAGCUCAGAAGCAGGUUCUGCGGUUGCUAAAGCAGCUGUUAUUUAUACUUCCCUCUUUCUGGCCAAACAGCUUAGGGUGGUGCUAAGGCUUUAAAAGCGCAGGGAAGAUGCAAGCAUAGAUUUGGGGAGGCAGGUGCCAAAUGGGCUUCUGUGCUUAUUAGAGAUCCUGUUCCAAGGUUCUCAAGGAUGUGGGGUUUUCCAUGCCUCGGCUUCAGUGCCAUUCUCCACUUCACACAGCGUAAGAUCUGAGGGAGGCUUUUCUGCCAUUGAAGCAGGAGGAACUUCCACUUCUCUCAACACUCUCACACCACCUGCAAAGCUGUUCACACUCCCAAGCAGACUGAAUCUGGGGCCCAUCCCGCUGGUGGGAAGGAGGCCUCUGUAACAGGCUUUUUAAUUUUGUGGCUCCCCGUGUUUGGAACCCUCUCCCUACGGAUGCCUGCUUGGCUCACUCUCUGCCACUUUUUAGGAAAGGUGUACACACCUUCCCAUUUACAGAGGCCUUUGAGUCCAACGCAGAUGGUGCUGUGGUCUAAACCACAGAGCCUAGGACUUGCCGAUCAGAAGGUCAGUGGUUCGAAUCCCCGCAACAGGGUGAGCUCCUGUUGUUCGGUCCCUGUCCCUGCCCACCUAGCAGUUCGAAAGCACGUCAAAGUGCAAGUAGAUAAAUAGGUACCACUCUGGUGGGAAGGUAAACGGCGUUUCCGUGCGCUGCUCUGGUUCGCCAGAAGCGGCUUAGUCAUGCUGGCCACAUGACCCAGAAGCUGUCUGCAAACAAACGCCGGCUCCCUCGGCCUAUAGAGCGAGAUGAGCGCCACAACCCGAGUCAUCCGCGACUGGACCUAACAGUCAGGGGUACCUUUACCUUUGAGUCCUCAGAAGGGCUGUGUGUUGAUUGAUUUGCGCGUUGAAGAGAUUUCUAGGCCAUCCUUCAGCCACUGAGGACAGGGUGCAACAAAUGCUAAGUAUAAAAAAUUACACGAAAACGUUAAAAAGCGCAGGACGAAAUCAUGACAGGUGCAAUAAAACUCAGUAGAGCGGCAAAGCCAAAAACUAUUGUUAAAACCAGUUUGUCCUCCAUGCUAAAAAUGCCUGGACAGAUUGGUUUAAAAAAAAAAAAAAAGGUCUUCACAUGCCACCAGAUUGAUGUUGGUUGGUUGCCUUUGGUGUACCAUUCAUUUGGCCUUGGCUGCUGGUUUUAAUGUACGCUAGGGCAGGGCCAUAGCUAGGGAGUGGCGAGGUGGGCCCCUGGCAGGGGAUGGGACGCGCGCACAAAAUUGGCUUAAAAUAUGUCCAUAAAUAUAAAUAUUGAUUAUUGUCUCAUAAUAAGUGGUUUUAAAUAAAGGAUGAAUUGAAUGGGUGGAGGGAGGCGGGUUGGAGGAGAGGCAGAAAGAAGAACUAAUUUGUCUGUGGCUGGGGGGGCGCAAGCUGGACGGUUCUGCCAGGGACACAAGAUCACCUAGCUACGGCUCUGCGCUAGGGCAACAUUUUAGGCUUUUCCUUUAAAGUCCCUCUGUUGUACUGAUGGCUAACGGAUGUAAGGACCCCGACUGCGCUAGUUUUUAAGCGAGAUGAAAAAAAUGCUCUAUGCAAAUAAACAAAUAGUGAACAAACGGACGUGCUUGUGCCUUGAGUUGCUCCUUGACUCGCCUGCCUUGCUUCUCCCCCAGCGCUGGCAAUUGCUGACCACCCCCGUCUGGGGCCACCACCACCUGGAAUACAUGACACCCGAAGCGGAGACAAAACUGCUGCCACCGCCAGACAGUCUCACUGCAGCCCCCCUGGAGAAGGCCACGCUUUUUGAGACUGUAAUUUGAUUUUCUUGUACCCUCUUCCUCUAGCAAUAACACCGGGCACCAAGGUCAGCUGUUUGGGGGUAGCGGGGAAAGUUGGCAGUAUUGGAGACUCAGCCCUUCGCAUAGUCAGGAGGCUCCCAGUGCAAGAAGUCAAUAAAGACCCCUGAUGGCUGGUGGCAGUGGCUGCCGCAAGCUUUUCUCCGCUUUGUCGGCGGCCUCACUUGCCACCUUCCACCAGGGCCCUAGACGUGACUCUGCUGCAGCGGGGCUUGGGGGCGGGGGCUAAUCCUGGCUCCCAUGUGUGGUGGCCGACUGCAGAUCUGUGAAGUCAAUGAAUGCCACAGGUCUUUGGGAUGGGGCAUUGCAUUCUAGGUCAAAUGGCAUGCGGCCACUCCAGAUGGGAGCCAAGCUUGUCUCUCAUUCGAAAGCACUCCUAUCCCCCACCCCCUUAAAAUGCACCUGGGGGGCCAUUGGGGCAAGCGGUGCAUGGUGGUGUGGCUGGGCUGGUGUGGGUCCUUCGGCCAACUGCUGGCCCCGUACCUGCCUGCUUGCAAUUUGGCUGUGUACCUUAGGCAGCCAUCUUCAUACCAUUAAUGGGAAAGCUGUGAAAUCAGGUUGGCUUGGUCUAACAUCGGUAGGACGGAGGUGCUGCUAGCAGCAGGGGACAAGGGCUCCAUGCACACACAUACCCAUCCCAGCACAUGCAGACUUCCACGUUUCCUCCACAUGGUGCAAAGGCUAACCUCCUCUCCUCCAAGAUCACCUCGUCCAAUAGUUUCAGUAUUAGCGUUCAAACCUCAGGCAAGGAGGGCAUUCACUUCCUCGUACCAGAUAGGCUGGGCCGCCCCAUUCCCAGCCAUCAGAGCAACUGGGACCGGCUCCAUCCCAGCUUUCAUUACUAUCCCCAGUACAGCUCCACUAGGUCUCUUCCCCCAAACCCUCCCAGCACUGCUGGACUCUAAACCUUCUGUGGGGUGCUUUUAAUCCUCGGGGGCAAGUGCUGUUUGCCCACUCUUUCCACCCAUCAUAUAUCCCAAUUCUCAGCUUGAUCUUACCUGGUUAAGGUCUACUAAUGGCAUCCUGUUUCUCAGGUUCUAAUCCUUCCCCAACGCUGCAAGAGAAAGCAGAAAAAGACCGUCACAUUUCCUGUACUUUGUGUGGCCUAUUCUCUUUUGUACUUUAUUCUCCAAUCCACCUGCCACAAAUCAUGUCCCUUCCCACAAUUUCGGUUGCACUUAUGUGAUCUUGAUCAUGUAGCAGUUGCCUUUUAAUAUCCCGGGUAGCAUUUCUUGCCCCUGCCAUUAUAAAUGUACCUUAUACACUCUGCUGCCUUCCCCACGCAUUCCUUCCCCUGGAGAAAGAUGUCUGCCAUCAAUUUUUUGGCUCUUACCAGUGGCUUUUUGGUAGGCUGUGUGACUGAGGCCACUCCAGCUGGAAUUGGAGGACAGAACUCCUGAAACUUUCUCUCACUGGAGAGGGAAAAGGAACCUCCCCAAAUUAAUAGGAGAGAGGGGAACGGGAGUGUCAGGGAAAUGGAGUGAUGGAGUGUGUGGGUGUUGUCUUGAACAAGCAGAUCACCAGCUGUCCUGCUCCCCCUUCACAAACAAACAUGGAGAAAACUCUUAGGGAACAGCACAUCACUCACACAGAGAGAGACACACACACACCUUAAUAGAGUUGGCAGUUUUAUUACUGUAGCUUUAACAUCUGCCUGACAAGCAAAAAUUCAAAAGAUGUAGCCUGGAGGUGUCACAAUGGAAACCACCACGAUGAUAAAUUCUAGAGGGGUGCUAGUCUGUGGCAGGCAAAAAAAACACAAGACAAAAACCAGCAAAGAGUCUGGUAGCACCUCAAAGUCCAGCACCUUUAUCAAGGCCAUGAAAAAGCUCAUAAUCAAAAUAGAUUUGUUUUGUCUUAAAGCUACCACGACUUUUAGGGCGUUUCCACAUGACCUGUUUAAUGGGCAUUCGUCUUGAUUUGUUUGCAGGGAGCUUAGAGCAAGUAUUAUCCCUCCAUAUUUUCUAUUGCAUUUCCCCCGUCACUUUCCUUACUGCAAAAAGUCCGGUCUUUUGGAGAAGUGAGUUCAGUGUGCAAGACCUCCCAAUCAAACGUAACCGCACAACAUGUUAGGAUAUUUCCGUUCCACCUAUUUCUGGAGCUCAUGUCGCUAAUUGCUGAUACUGCGUGCCUACGGGAGAUCGAUGGACGUCCGACAGCCGGCUUGGGGGCCAUGAUGGACUCUGUGUUUCCCUGGCAGUAUCCCAACACAACAUGCAUUUGCCAGUAUGUGAUUGAAUCCCUCGUGAAAACAGAGGCAGUCUGGAAGCGUCCAUAGUUGUUCAUGAUGAGAAAGGCUGCACCGGCUGAAUUUAUCCCUGUCAUACAGCUGCUGCAGCAAUCCCGCUGCUGCUUCUUGCCCAGGUGUGCUCAGCCCCUUCUCCACCCCACUCCACCUCCACAUUGUAGCGCCCAGCCAUGCUGAUGCACCAACCCGUUGUAUGUAUUUGUAAUAUAUGAGUGUUUGUGCCAAAUUGGGCUGAGCCCAUUUCCCUCUGCACACCAAGCUGUAAUCACUACCACCACCACCCCAUGCUAUCCUAAUUCUCAGCUCCCUGAUUUUUGUUUUUUUGUUUGGUUUGGUUUUUCCCCUCUCUCUUGUUUUUGCAGUCACCUACCCAAUUGCGGUACAGAUCCAACCUCUGACAAUAAAUAUGGGAGAGAUUCUGCCUGUG
Podarcis lilfordi (Lilford's wall lizard) is the source of this 30874-nucleotide messenger RNA. The record is from the annotation of a GenBank genome assembly. NCBI's taxonomy places the organism in Eukaryota, Metazoa, Chordata, Lepidosauria, Squamata, Lacertidae.